Molecule: messenger RNA, 753 nt
Organism: Strongyloides ratti
Lineage: Eukaryota; Metazoa; Nematoda; Chromadorea; Rhabditida; Strongyloididae
Product: 7TM GPCR, serpentine receptor class g (Srg) family-containing protein
Exons: 1
Coding region: 1-753 (250 amino acids)
Biological process (GO): sensory perception of chemical stimulus
Cellular component (GO): membrane
Molecular function (GO): transmembrane signaling receptor activity
Source: RefSeq, a predicted model, not a curated record
AUGUAUAGAAAAAUUGCUAUAUGGGGAUGGUUAAGAGAUUAUUAUAAUGAAAAUAAAUGGGUUACCUGGGCUUAUUCAAUAAUGUUUUAUCAAUUUACAUCACUUACAAUAACUGGUAAUUUUAUAAUAACAUUAAAUAGAUAUUUAACAAUGGCAAAUCCUGUUUUUUAUAAAAAUAAAUGGACAUGUAAAGUGGCAAUAUUUGUUAUAAUAAUUCAAAUUAUUGUAUGUUUUGGUACAUAUACUCAUUUAUAUUUUGUUGGAGCAGUUUUUAUUUAUGAUCCAAAAACACCAAUAUGGUAUUUUACAAAAUCAAGUUGGACUUAUUCACUUUAUGAUAGUAUUGGUCUUGUAACAAUUUGUUGGUUUUCUGCAAUUGCCACAGGAAUACUUAAUUUUCAAAUAUGUUUAAGAUAUAAUAGAAUUUUUAAAUCAGCAACUGGUGUCAAAAAAAAAAAUAGAACAUCAUUGUUUAUUUUUAUGUUAUUAACAAGUACAUUUCUUUUUAUAACAUCAAUCCAACAAACAGUCCGCCUAAAAUCAGCAAUUAAGCAUGAAAGAUUUUUAAGAAAUCUUAUGAAUUAUUAUUUCUUUUACAUAUUACCAUUAUUAAGUUGUAUUCAUGCAUAUUUAAUGAUAUUUUUAAGUAAACAAAUCAGAAAUGAUUUUUAUUUUUACUUUUCAAAAUAUGUAUUACGGCGUAAAGUACAAAAAGUGACUUCAAUUGUCCAGACAACAAGAUGGAAAGUAUAA